CCUCAAGAUAGAAAGACAAGCAGGAAGGCAAAAAGACUUUGGAGUCAUGAAGCUGGGAUUGCUGUUGGCGUUGACUGGAGCCGCUCUCGUGCUCAACAUCUCUGAAGGCAGGAUCGUCUCCAAAUGUGAGCUGAAGCAGAAACUCCAGCAGGUUCUGCCUCUGCCCAGAAAGUAUGGCAGAUACAAGGACCAAAUCCUAGCUCUAGUUACUUGUGAACUAGAGAGAAGAUCCCAACUUGACUCCAACUUGGUGACUGGAAAUGCUGUGCUCCCAACUGCAGCUGCUAGGCGAACAACACAAGCGUCUGAAGGAAACCAAACCGCUACUGUCCAAGACAUUGACUCCACAAUCUCCUCAGCCCCAAUGAUAAACAGCACUCUUCCCAUCUUAAGAAGAAAGCGAUGGGCUUCAAUGAAAGACUUUAGAGAAAGAAGUGACAAGAGACAAGGCAAGAAGGGACAGGGCAGCGAUGAAAGCCAUGAAAGGAAGAACAGUAAAGAAGGACAUGGAUCUUCUGAAACUGAAAGCCACAAAAUGGAAAACCAUGGAGUAAACAAACCAACAGCCAGCUCUAGAACUACUGAAAUGUCAAACGGUGUGUCUGGUAACCCAAGACAGAAGAGAGAUGCUUCUUCCGAAGAGAAAGGCCAUAAGCAAAGAGGCCACAAGAAGCAGGGCGACAAGAAACGUGGCAAGAAGGGACGCGGCAGUGAUGAAAGUGAAGAAUGCGACAACAGCAGUGAGGAAAGCCAUGACAUGGGAAACCAUGGAGUAAACAAACCAACAGCCAGCUCUAGAACCACUGAAAUGUCAAACGGUGUGUCUGGAAACCCAAGAUGGAAGAGAGAUGCUUCAUCCGAAGAGAAAGGCCAUCAGCAAAGAGGCAACAAGAAGCAGGGCGACAAGAAACGGGGCAAGAAGGGACGCGGCAGUGACGAAAGUGACAACAGCAGUGAGGAAAGCCAUGAAAUGGGAAACCAUGGAGUAAACAAACCAACAGCCAGCUCUAGAACCACUGAAAUGUCAAAUGGUGUGUCUGGUAACCCAAGACAGAAGAGAGAUGCUUCGUCCGAAGAGAAAGGCCAUAAGCAAAGAGGCAACAAGAAGCAGGGCGACAAGAAACGUGGCAAGAAGGGAAGAGGCAGUGACGAAAGUGAAGAAAGCGACAACAGCAGUGAGGAAAGCCACGGAAUGGAAAACCAUGGAGUAAACAAACCAACAGCCAGCUCUAGAACCACUGAAAUGUCAAACGGUGUGUCUGGUAACCCAAGACAGAAGAGAGAUGCUUCAUCUGAAGAGAAAGGUCAUAAGCAACGAGGCCACAAGAAGCAGGGCGACAAGAAACGUGGCAAAAAGGAAAGAGGCAGUGACGAAAGUGAUGAAAGUGACAACAGCAGUGAGGAAAGCCAUGACAUGGAAAACCAUGCAGUAAACAAACCAACAGAGAGUUCUAGAACCACUGAAAUGUCAAACGGUGUGUCGGGAAACCCAAGACAGAAGAGAGACGCUUCAUCUGAUGAGAGGGGCAACAAGAGACGAGGCAAAAAGGGACGAGACAACAAGAAACGUGGUGACAAGAGAAGGGGCAACAAAGGACGGGACAGUGAUGAAAGUAAUGAAAGUGGGGAAAGCAAACAGAAAAACAAGAAGGAAAAGAAGCCCAGCAAACACAGCCAUGAAUCAUCAUCUCAAGAGGAGUACAACAUGGAGCAGAAUCAGGGACCCAGCAACUAUUUCGGGCUCUUCCAGCUCUCUGACAGCUUCUUCUGUGAUUCAGGCAACGGCUUGUCCAAGAAUCUCUGUGACACAAACUGCUCAGCCUUCAUUGAUGACGACAUCACCGAUGACCUUGAAUGCUUCGCAUACAAAGGAUACUGGAGAUCAAUCCUGGAUGAAGUCUCCAGCAGCUGCUCAGACCAACAGGACACCUACUUUGAUGAAUGUGAAUAAGCAGGUCAAACCUGCUUUCUACAUGUAACAUUUCAUGCUGGAAUCUUAGCUGUCAUGGGAAGUUCCUCAUACUCUGGUUUCUCUGGCGUUUUCUGCUUUAGGCUAUUUUAUUUUUGCUGAUUGUUUUUACAUUAUGUAGGAUAAAAACAUCAGUGAAGUUGAUAGAUUUGCUAAAAGUUUUAGCAAUAACAGAAAGGAAUAUUUAUGUUGGUGACUGUAGAAUCUAUUAAUUUAUGUCUUUUGUGUGUCUGUCUGCAUUAAUAAGUCAAUAAAAUGUAAAACUUUUUAA
This is a messenger RNA of Oryzias melastigma (Indian medaka), 2240 nucleotides long. RefSeq lists its product as uncharacterized. The transcript is spliced from 5 exons. NCBI's taxonomy places the organism in Eukaryota, Metazoa, Chordata, Actinopteri, Beloniformes, Adrianichthyidae. The record is from RefSeq and is a predicted model, not a curated record. Bases 47 to 1951 code for a protein of 634 amino acids.